GAUGUGAAAGUCAUCAUAGAGUUGCCUGAUCUAGUGCUGGAACUGAGCACUUAUGACCUUUCAAUCUGAACCUUGACCCUGUUCUCAGGUGAAUAGUAGUUGAAAUCGUUCAAAUAAAGCACUGUGGUAGUAAAUUUUUGUAAAAAAGCAAAGAGCAGAAAAUUGAACAGAAUAACAUUUUGAAGAUAUUCAGAGAAACUGCUUUAUAAGGCAUAGAGUGGAUUUAGUCUAAAACAUCACAGACCAUCAAGAAUAUGAUGCAGGUAAGUCAAGGCCCAGCAGGGGGCGCUGCCAUGAAACUCAGCACUCCUGACCCGGCCCCUCUCUUCUAUAAGCCCAGGCACCGAAAUGAUGUCAUCAUCAGGCGCCAACUCGUCAUUUCCGGUAGGGCCGCGCUCCGCUGCCUCAGAGCCACUUGAGGCCUCUGCUUCCUGCCCCACUGGGACACUUCCAGUCUUCUAAGGGACUUUUGGACAGUCGGCCCUUGCCCUUUGAGCCUACUCUGCCCCUCUGAGAAGGUACAGGUACUUCUGAGACUGUGGUUGUGUUCAAGUGCCCGCCAUGGCCGAAGCAUCUUCACAAGUGCGUCAGAACUAUGACCGGUGCUGUGAGGACGCCAUCAACAACCAUAUCCGUCUGCUGCUCCAGGCUUCCUAUUCGUACCUGUCGAUGGCCUUCUACUUUGACCGUGAUGACGUGGCCCUGGGGAAUUUCAAGCGUUUCUUCCUGAGCAAGUCACACAACUGCAAGGCCAGUGCGGAGAUGUUUGUGUUCAUGCAGAAUAAGCGUGAGGCAUGUUUUUCUGCCCAGCAUCAUGAAACCAGACCCUUGAAAGAAGUUGGCACGGGGCCUCCGAGCCAUGGAAUGCCUUCCAUGGAGAUGACCAUCAACCAGAGCCUGCUCAACCUGCACGAGCUGGCCAAGGGAAAGGAUGAUGCUCACCUCUGCGACUUCCUGGGGCAACACUGUCUGGAUCAGCAGGUCCAUGUCCUCAAGAAGAUGGGUGGCUACCUGACCAACCUCCGCCAGAUGGGAGCACCGGAACAAGGCUUGGCCGAGUACCUCUUUGACAAGCUCAGCCUGUCCUGA
Molecule: messenger RNA, 1089 nt
Organism: Rattus rattus (black rat)
Lineage: Eukaryota; Metazoa; Chordata; Mammalia; Rodentia; Muridae
Product: ferritin heavy polypeptide-like 17
Exons: 1
Coding region: 562-1089 (175 amino acids)
Biological process (GO): intracellular iron ion homeostasis; iron ion transport
Cellular component (GO): cytoplasm
Molecular function (GO): ferrous iron binding; ferric iron binding
Source: RefSeq, a predicted model, not a curated record